AUGAUGAACAGGAAGAAGCUGCCUAACGAAACAAUGACGAAAUAUUACCAAGAUAAAAUCUCCAUGUGUUUUCGUUGUGAUUUAUCUGAUGCCGCUAGUGUUUCGUGCAUAAUCUGGGGCCUACCAAUUUCGUUACAAUCAAAUGCACGAGCAUUUCAAUGUCAGCGUCCAGAUGAACUUUACGAGGCCUUUCUAUGUGCCCUCGAUGAUUAUCGUCUACCGACAUUCGAAACGAGAGAGAAGUUUAACAAAGAUGCCAAACAAUCAUCCAGCUUAGAAAAAAAGGUUAACCCUGAAAUUGAUCCCUGCCCGCGUUGCAAGAAAAUCGGCCAUAUUCUACGAAAUUGUCCAUUACCCGAUCAACGGACUUGCUACAAGUGCGGAGUAAAAGGUCACAUUGCCACACGCUGUUCUACCUCUUCAAUACAUACGAAACCUCCCGCCGAUACAAAUGGCAACGUCAAAGAAAUCAAACUUGUUCAAAAUUAUAACGAGAUUUAUAAGAAGAUUGUGAAGGUUAAUGGUAUUUUUCUGAAAUCUUAUAUAGACACGGGCAGCCAAGUCAAUGUUAUAAACAACCGCAUCGUUAGUGUUUUGCAGCUUAACGUUCGACCUACGAGAACUAUUUUAAAAGGCUUUUCUGGUGGUUUACUAACAAGCCGCGGUGAAGUAGACUUUGACCUCGAAAUUGAUAACAUUCAGUUCAAAAUGUUUGAAAACCUCUGGUUGGAAUUUAAGAAGUUCCGAGGAUGA
Molecule: messenger RNA, 753 nt
Organism: Arctia plantaginis
Lineage: Eukaryota; Metazoa; Arthropoda; Insecta; Lepidoptera; Erebidae
Source: the annotation of a GenBank genome assembly